Protopterus annectens (West African lungfish) is the source of this 1353-nucleotide messenger RNA. RefSeq lists its product as uncharacterized. Lineage: Eukaryota; Metazoa; Chordata; Ceratodontiformes; Protopteridae. Bases 1 to 1353 code for a protein of 450 amino acids. The transcript is spliced from 8 exons. The record is from RefSeq and is a predicted model, not a curated record.
AUGGUGCAAAAUAUAGCUGUUGAAAAAGAAACAACUCAGUCCAGUACAUGGAGUGACUGUGUAUCUUCUAGAGCUGUUGAUGGAUAUAUUUACAGCAGCAGCACACUUGAGAAAUGUUCUAGUACAAACUUUGACUACGAACCCUGGUGGAGAGUAGAUUUACGGAAUACAUUUGUAAUAUCAUCAAUUGCCAUAACAAACAGAUGGGACUGCUGCACUUACUCAAAAAAUAAUUUUGAAAUUUAUGUUGGAAACUCACUAAUUAAUAAUGGAACUGGAAAUUCCAGGUGUGGAAUAAUUUCUUUUCUGUCAAUAGGACAAACAAUUUGGUUGAAUUGUGCUGGGCUGACUGGACGUUAUGUGACAGUUGUUAUAAAGGGAUGCUCGGAUUAUCUGACACUAUGUGAAGUUCAGGUAAUGGGAGCUCCAGUUCCUUUAGUGGAAAAUCUUGCCUUAAAUGGAAUUGCUUUACAGUCUAGUACCUGGCCUGGAGGGUCACCACAGAGAGCCAUUGAUGGAAACAUUGACAGCAAUUUCUUUCAUGGAAGCUGUUCAAGCACAGAUUAUGACUUUGGGCCUUGGUGGAUGGUUGAUUUACAGAGCACGUUUGAAAUACAUUCUGUAGAAAUAACUAACAGACGUGAAUGUUGCAGAGAACGAAUAAGAGGUGCUGAAGUACAUGUAGGAGACCUACAUCAGAAAAAUGGGACUGAAAAUCCAAGAUGUUUCAAUAAUUCCUUCAUGGAUUUUGGAGACGUAUGGCUUUUCAACUGCAGUGGGCUGAUGGGUAGAUAUGUAACAGUUAGCAUCCCAGGCACUUUUCAAAUCCUAACUCUUUGUGAAGUUAAGGUUUAUGGUAUUCCAGUAGUGCUUGGAGUACAAAAUGUAGCACCUGAUGGAAUUCCAACACAAUCUAGUACUUUCUAUACUGAAGUAGAAUGGCAUGCUAAUGACAGAAAUUUCAACAGUUUUUUUGAAGGUCAUUCAUGCUCUCAUACUCAAGGUGAUUUUGGCCCCUGGUGGACAGUAGAUAUGCGAAACAACUUCAUAGUUUCCUCAGUCUCCAUAACAAACAGAGAUGCUGUCUCAGAAAGAAUAAAUGGAUCAGAAAUAUAUGUUGGCAACUCCUUACAAAACCAUGGCCUCACUAAUCCAAGAUGUGGAUCGAUUCCUAGUCUAAAUGCUGGGAAGACAAUGUGGUUGAACUGCAGUGAAUUAUUGGGUCGUUAUGUGACUGUUGCUAUUCCUACCCGGAAUGAAUUCCUGACACUCUGCGAAGUUCAAGUUAUUGCAGUGAAAAAUCCACCAAUGGUCCUGCAGUUUCAGCCUGAUCAUUAUCCAACAUUCUUUUGA